Diaporthe amygdali is the source of this 738-nucleotide messenger RNA. RefSeq lists its product as uncharacterized. The record is from RefSeq and is a predicted model, not a curated record. The coding region runs from base 1 to 738 and encodes 245 amino acids. The transcript has 3 exons. Lineage: Eukaryota; Fungi; Ascomycota; Sordariomycetes; Diaporthales; Diaporthaceae.
AUGGCUCCUCAAAUUGUCCUGAUCAGCGGUGCGAAUAGAGGCUUGGGCAAGGGACUUCUCGAACGCUACCUAGCCAGGGAUGACCACAUUGUCAUUGCCGCCGUUCGCGAUCCUAAACACCCAACGGCAAAAUCCCUCGCAGACCUACCAACAGCGCAGCACAGUCGCCUGAUCGUCGUGAAAGUCGACUCUUCAAUCGAAUCCGACGCCUUCAAGGCCGUUGAAGAGCUUUCCGGACAGGGUAUCGAUCAUCUGGACACUGUCAUCGCAAACGCCGGCAUUGCCCAAGGGUUUCCGAAGGUGUCGGAGCUGAAGACUGCAGACCUGCAAGCCCACAUCACGCCAAACGUGUUCGGUGUAGUCUGGCUUUAUCAAGCCACGCUCCCGUUGCUACGAAAGUCCACCGAGCCUAAAUGGGUCACCAUGGGCUCUGCGGCAGGGCAGCUAGAGAAUCAAGGCCCGUUCCCUAACGCUGCAUACGCACCGUCAAAGGCCGCCGUUCACUGGCUCACGAAGAGGAUCAAUGAAGAGGAGGACUCUCUCACUGCAUUCGUCAUCCAUCCUGGUUUCGUCCAGACGGAAAUGGGGAACAAAAGUGCUCGCCUCCUAGGUCUCGAAAAGGCAUUCAUAGGAGUCGAUGAAUCCUGCGAUGGGAUUAUGCAGGUCAUCGAUGUUGCUACCAAAGACUCGCACGGAGGAAAGUUUUGGGACAAUGAGGGAAAGCAGCAAACUUGGUGA